This is a messenger RNA of Pantherophis guttatus, 1755 nucleotides long. RefSeq names its product small integral membrane protein 32 (gene SMIM32). The record is from RefSeq and is a predicted model, not a curated record. NCBI's taxonomy places the organism in Eukaryota, Metazoa, Chordata, Lepidosauria, Squamata, Colubridae.
CGGUCAGGCUGCAAAGAGGUCUGGGAUCCGUGGGAAAGCGAGAAAGGGGGUUUGGUCUCUUUGCCCUCUGGGGGUCCCGUGCCCAUAAGCCACAUCUAAAGAGGAGAGGCGAAGUCUCCGACGCAGUUUGCCUGAGUCUGGGACGCAGGGACUGGUUGCUUUCUUCUUCCCGCUCCACUCUGGAAGCCACAGCCCUCGGGGAUUUAUCUCGCCCAUCGCUGCCUCUCGCCGCCGCGUCCUGCAAGAUGUCACGAGCGACAGAAAGAGGCGACGCUGCCACCUGCAACCCUUCUCUGCUGAGCAACGCAAGAGGGUGAAGUCUCGCUGCUGCAGCUUCGGCUUCUGCUGAGGAGGGGAGGGGGAGAAAAAGGGGGUGUCACACUGGAACCCUGAGGAGACCGAUUCUCUCCUUCCACGAGAAGAAACCCCCCCCCCUUCUCUCUCUCUCUCUCUCGACCUCCUCUGGCUUGUCCAGCCAUCGGAGGAGAAAAGCAGCUCUUGAGCGCGGGGCUUCCUUUGAGCAGACCCACCAGAAAGCAGGAGUCCACUAAUGCGGCGGAGAGGCGGUCAUUUCAGCAGAAAACCGGGGCUCGCCUCUGGAGACUCAGCCAAACGCCAAGGAAGACGGGGUGCCUUUUGGUGGACGUGAAUUUCCCCAGCUUUGGAGACGGGGGCGCCUCUCCUUUGAAAAGCCUCGCGGAUUCUGAGCUGGUUGCCUUUCCAAGCAAGUGAGUGACCGCCUGCCAACCUCUUUCUCUCUUUGCUUUCUUUGCUUUUUUUGUGUGUGUGGGGAUUUUAUCCUUCAGAAGGGAAUCCGGGAUUCCUUUUCCAGAGCAAACCGAAUUGCUCGGCCAAAGUUCCCAACUUUUAGGAUCUCUCUGCUUCUCCAUGCAACCAGAAAAUCAGAACAAAACAAAAGGGGCAUCGGCAAAGGGCCAGGACAGAAACUCCUUAGUUCUUCUGGGCUGAAAAACAUCCCUAGAUGGCUGAUGCCAUUGAUGCCAUUCCUGAAUAACACUUUUUAAGGGAAGGAGCCAGCCUUCUUUUUAAUUCUGAAUUCAAGUCUCACUUACUUAGAAGAACCUUUCCUUUGCCAUAUAACAGACCUGCAUGCAUGCAUGCACAAACCCAAAGCCGUGUUCCUGGAUAAGCCACAAGGAAAAUAUUUAAGGAGGAAAAUGUAUGGAGAACUUCUCAAUUCAACCACUGCAUCCGAUCCCCACCUGAUCGUUCAGACCAACACUCCCUAUCCAGGGAGCACCCAGAGACCUAUCAGCUCUUCAGGUUUUUACAUGUCCACAGCCAGAGUGUUAAAAGAAGGUGAAAUUAAUAAGCCAGACCUGGUGACAUAUGUUGUCCUGUUCUUCCUCCUGCUCUUGGCUGUCACGAUCAUUGUACUUUUUAUUAACUGCCAGCUGAAACAUUCUUUUUUUGCUACACUUCCUUAUGACCGAUCCCUGCGAGAAGCUAGGAGCCCAUGGAAAACGCAGGCUGUCUAAUCUUCGGCAGUAAGAAGGGAGUGGGGAAAGUCUAAGCUAAGCUCUGUUAUGACCAGGAGGAUCUCGUGAACUCUCUUAUGCAAUUUGCCAAGGGGAAAUAAAGCCAGCUCUGUACAAAUGAAGAUUUUUCUCUUCAACAACUAACUUCGGUACUAAACAUGAUCUGAAAGAGACCUAUUUCACAUACAGGUGCAUACUUUUUUCUGCAUGUGCAAGAUGAUUACAAAAAGAUGUAAAUAAAAAGAAUGUGUAUGGA